UCAAGCUCCAACCGGUCCAUUUGAAACUGGUUUCAAAGUUGGGUUAUACGAUUAUACCAUAAAGAACAACUCUGCUGAUAACAGUCAGUUGAAUUUGCAACAUUGUCUGAAGAAGUUGUUGCUUUGAGAUGAAAUUUUACCUAGCAGUCGUUCCAUUUCUACUACUGUUAGUCCCGACUCGCCAGCAGGGCUCCUGGAUCAGCAGCAACGAGUGCGGGAUUCGCAAGGUGAAGACCUCCGAUGGCCAGUGGCCGUGGCACGUGGCCGUGUACCGCGCCACGCCAACCAACCGCACCAUGGAGUACACUUGCGGUGGGACGCUUAUCAGCGAAAAGUUUGUUCUUACGGCCGGGCAGUGCGUUUUGGACGAGUAUUUGAAUCUUUUGAACUCAAAUUUGUUCGCGGUUCGGCUAGGGGUGUUCGAUUUGGAACGGCUGAGUCUUAGAUUUGGACGAUUUCGCAGGGUUGUGCAUACUUUUGUGACGUAUGGGGUUUGGGAGAAUGGAAGCUCGAUUGCGCUGCUGGAGUUGGGUGAAGGUGUUCAGUUUGGUGAUUACGUUCAACCGAUUUGUGUUUAUCAAGGGUUUUUGGAAGAUAUUGGGGAUGGAACGAUGGCUGGUUGGAGUUCGACGAGGAAGCAACCAGAUGUAUUGAAGAGUUCUGAAUUAUCUGUAAUGCAUCCGUCAAAGUGUUCUGAGUUGAGUCAGUGGCUUUUAUGUGCUGAAAUUUCAAAUGGAACUAUAGUGAACAAAGCCGCGACAGGUGGAGGAUUCUUCGUUGAAAGAGAUAAUAUUUGGUACUUGGUUGGGGUGUUGAUUCAACUACCUCAAGGACAAACCUACGUGGGAUUCCAAGGACUAACACAACAUAUUCAAUUUAUUAAGAUGAUAACGGAUAUCUCGUAUUUGGAGGAAAUCAAAACCUUAAAAAUCUCAACUGAUCAACCAAUGCCUCCAUCAGCGCCAGAUUACGCCAACCGUCUGCCGAAACAGUGUGGAAAUUUCAUCCCCAGCCGAGUGUACGACGAUUUCCACUCGGAAGUGUACGAAUUUCCCUGGAUUGCUCUCGUAGGCUACCGCCGACUUCACUACACUUACCUGCCGUACUUUAGCUGCACUGGAACGCUCAUCAAUCGACGCUACGUGCUGACGUCCGGUGCAUGCGUUAGUCAUGGGAAGAUUAACGUUGUACGUCUUGGAGAGCAGGAAAUCGGAAACCAUCGGGAUUGUGAUUUGAUUGACAAAAACGAUUGUGCUCUUGUGGUGCAGGACUAUGACGUGGAGCACUUUAUCAAGCAUCAUAGUCACGAUAUCGGGCUGAUUCGACUUGCUGGAAAUGUUGUUUAUGAAGGUACUAAGCCGUUUUGUUCUAUAUUACGCAUUGACUGUAAUCCUAAGAUUUUCACAUCCAGCCUGUUUGCCUACCGGUGACAAAUGAAUUACAAAACCAGCGACCAGCCUUACACUUUGUCACAGGUUGGAAAGAAACCCUGCUGAGUAAUCGAUACCAAUCGAUUUUACGUAAGGAAUAAGUGAGAGAAUUUGGCGCCAAAAAAUGCCAAAAGUACUACAAUAAUUUGAGCAUUCCAAUCGAAACUAACGCCCACCUAUGUACCAAACUUGAUUUGUUCGUUCCUUGUGAAGGACACGGUGGAGAACCACUGGGUGCUGCCGUUCUGUACAACGGAUAUCGGUUUGUUCAAUAUGGCAUUAGAACGCAAGUUAAUCGUUGCGACUCGGGUGCAGCGAUUUAUUUGAACGUUGCAUACUUUUUGGACUGGAUCAUGUUCAGUAUGGAAGCUAAAGAUUUUGCUAAACCGGAAUUUGGUUAUCAAUAAAGGUU
Molecule: messenger RNA, 1842 nt
Organism: Culex pipiens pallens (northern house mosquito)
Lineage: Eukaryota; Metazoa; Arthropoda; Insecta; Diptera; Culicidae
Product: transmembrane protease serine 9-like
Exons: 2
Coding region: 129-1430 (433 amino acids)
Biological process (GO): proteolysis
Molecular function (GO): serine-type endopeptidase activity
Source: RefSeq, a predicted model, not a curated record